UUCGAUCAGUGAGGAAAGAUGUAAUCGGUUUGAGAUGGAACGAUGAAAAUGACGUCUGUAAAAGCAAAUGUGCCUUUUGGUGAGAAGAUGGCGGUGUCUACGGUCUUGCUUUUGUUGCUGUAUGUUUGGACACUUGGGGUACAGAAAGUAAAUGGUCAACGACUCUAUUCAACUCCUACAUCUAUAUCAACAGCAAAUGUUGCCCGUUGUCCCGAAAUGAUACUUUCACCGAGCCUAAUUGAAACAGAUUUUGGGAAGAGAGCUGUGUUUACUGCGUUUUUAGAACCAAAACUGGAUCCUCCCCUUGACGCUCGAUGGCAAAGAAUUAAGAAUGACCGCAAUGAAGAUAUUAAUAGAUAUGAUGUAAAAUAUGAGGAGACUCAACAUCUUCCUUCUCCAAAACUUGCCAUUAAUGACGUCACCUUUGAUGACGUUGGAUAUUAUCAACUGCAAGUCAGGAUUUCUGGAGGCUGGUGUACUAGUAGUAGUAGAGUUCACUUACGUAAAGUAUGGGGAAUUUUACAGUAUGGUGUGAAAUGUAAUUUUGAUGGCGAAUGUGAUGAAAAACGAAAGAAUUUACAAUGCUCAAACAGCAAAUGCCUGUGUCAGUCUUCCUAUUAUCACCAGAAUCAGAUGUGUUUUGCUAAAUCCAACCUCAGAGCCGUCUUUGUAAACUACAACAUUACAACAUCUGAGAUAAAUGUGAAGUGGAGACAUCCAACCACGCACUCUGACCUGAUACAGUCCUACAGAGUCACUGUUAGAGAUAAUGGCGGAUCCACCAGAGUCAACAUCUCUGUUGGGAGACAAACCAGCUACAGCUCUGAACUCAAAUUUGACCCUGGUCAUUUGUACUACUUCAAAGUCACAUCUACUGUACAACUAACUGACCCAGUGCAAACGUUUUACACCUCAAGAGAACAAAAGCUAGUUGUAGAACCAUUCCCUCCUGGUGCUAUAAAUAGAAACGCCAGCAAUUUCCAUCCUGAAAAAGUUCAUUUAAAAUGGACAGCCCCAGGAAACAAAACACGUGUCGACCGAUACCAAAUCACAAUUGGUCGUUACACCUACUACACAAGUUCAAUUGAAAAGUCCAUUUCACAAAGAUUGGAACCCGGUUCAAAUUAUACAGUUACAAUUAUAGCAGAAAGCUCGUACGGAUAUUCCUAUGGAAGAGAAAGCAAGCCAUAUGUGGAACAAAUCAAAACACUACGUAUUCCAAAAGUCAUUAUCACCGGGAGCAGUUCCAUUUAUCCCCCAUAUCUGUCAACCCUGGAGAUUAAAGCUUCUCUACAAAAUUAUUCCGACUUUCCGCCGACGUUAGAGACAAGAUGGCAAAGGAAUGGCGUAGACAUCAACAUAACAGACAUGAGAUAUAGCGGCAGUUCUCUCGAUCUGUUUAAUCCUAAACUGGUCAUCAAUAGAGUGGAUUUCGAGCAUGAAGAUAGUGCAAGAUAUCGAUGUACAGCACAUAAUUCAGAAGGAUGGGGAACAAGCGAAGCUUACAAACGGGUGUAUGUGAAAGGGAGUAUUAAAUUUCUUGAGCCGUGUAAUAAGACCAGGGAAUGCCUUGAAAGUAGAAGUUUGACCUGCCGUAACAACAAAUGUCUGUGUGAUUCCUGGUAUUACCACAGAAACAAAGUUUGUUAUAGCAGAAGUGAUCUACGGGCACAAUCAGUUCGUGUUCAAAGUUCUACAUGUGACAUGACGAUCACAUGGCAGCCUCCCUCUAGGGACCAGGAUCUGGUGUCAGGGUACCAAGUCAUUACGUCAGAGUACCAAGUCAUUACACCAGGCAAUACGCAGUCAGAGACAGUUUCUGUUGGGAAAGAGACGGAGUACACGACACCUUGUAAACUACAACCUGGACGGCGAUAUAGAACCCACAUCCGAUCUAAAAUUCAAUUAAGCGAUCCUAAACAGGAAAUAAAUGUAGAUUCCAUUUCCUACCAUAGAAUUCUAGAGCCAUUAAAACCUGGACCAAUUUUACGAAGUUUGAGUAAUUUUUCCGCUGACAAUCUGUAUUUGAGAUGGGAGGCAUCUGGACAGAAUAGCUUUGUUAGCCGCUACAGAGUCACGAUAGGCGAUCGUAGUCAGCAAACCAUAGCCAGUGUUCCGGAGAUCGACUGGGAAGAACUCCUGCUACCCGUUACUAUGUAUAACGUCACCAUUACAGCAAUUAGUUAUGGAUAUAUAACUAACUAUCCUUCUUAUGGAACACGGGAGAGUUUACCAUCAAAUUACUGGAUAGAGACAGCAGAUAGUCAGUACACUGGAAAAGCCUACAUGUCUUAUGGAGAUGGGGAUUACGUCUUACGAGGAGAUGACGUCACAACGGGUCCCCUUAGGUCGCCCACAACAGUUUACGUCGGAGAUGGAUCGGAUGGAGGGUUUAAUUCAGUUGUUAUUGGUUCUAAUGGAGUUAUUGGACUUGGAGAAAUGUUCAACAGCAUAAAUGUAUAUGAAAUGGAUUCCAUCAAAAUGAAAGAAAAACGGAUCAUUUGUCCUUUUUGGACAGACCUGUCAUCGGGCGACACUGCUGGGAAAGUGUACUAUAACACUUAUAGAAGAGGAAUAAAGGGAGAUAAUGUAGACUCGGUGUUCAUGGAGAAAGCGGACAGUAUUGUCAAGCAACAUUUCAAGGAUCUGCAAGAUUUCAAAGCCACGUGGCUCGUGAAAGUUACGUGGGAAAAUAUGACCCUGUAUGGGAACAAACAACAGAAAGUCACAUUCCAAUGUUUCCUCAUCACGGACGGGGAAAAUACCUUUACAGUCAUCAACUACAUUGAUGUCAAUUUAAAACCAAUACACAAUCGUAAAAUUUCCAUAGGAUAUCGUUACAAACAAUUUGUUACUAAGAACUCCUUCACGAACCAGAAAGGAGCAUUCAGAAUGAGUGUAGUCCCAGGAAACAGAGGAGAGCGUGGUUUCUGGAUUUACAAAAUGACAGAAGGAGUAGAAUUGAAGAGAGAUGAAAAAGAAUGUUUGUUAUGGUACUCUUAUAAUAUAGAACAUGAAAUACAUGAUACAUUGUCACCCAUCUUAAAUGACAUUGAAUGUCCUUGUGAUCCUCGUCUACUGAGAUUUGAUCCACGUUACGUCAUCAACAGAUUUGACCGUGUGCACAGAGUGUUGUGUUAUGCUUCAAUGACCCUAGGAACAAAUGUGGAAUGUUGCUUCAAGAUGUACGCCAAUACGGAAGACUUAGGCCCUCUAGAGACUUCUCUACCACUAGCGGGAACAGUAAUACGGUAUAACCCGUUCUUUGAAAGAUACCAAUACAAUAACUAUGACUUAAAGCCCAGGGAUCAAUGUUGUAGUACAGGUCAUUGUGACUGGUAUUACGAAGUCCGCCCAACUCCACGUUGUUACUGGAGAUCGCCUUUCCAACCUGGAAUUAAUUUCGGAGAUCCUCAUAUAACUACACUGGAUGGUCUGGACUACACAUUUAAUGGAUACGGAGAAUACACCAUGAUCAGGAUGAAUACCAGUACAACGACCUUUGAACUCCAGGCUCGGACAGACUUGGCUACCACAGAAAAUGGAACUACCAUUAAUGCUACUAUAUUUAGUGCCUUUGUGGCGAAAGACCAAACGGGCUCCAAAGUACAGGUCGAGAUGUCACGAAACAAAACGGGAAUGAUAAUUCGAGUUAAUGGAGUGGACCUGACAACUAAAUUUAAAAAUACUAACUAUACAUUCCGAACACCGAACGUGUCAUUGCAGUGGGAAAAUCGCACAAUAUCAGCAACGUUUCUCAAACCCUAUAUAACUAUGAAAAUCAGUCUCGGAAAACGAUUCCUGAUUUGUGAGACACUAGUCAACAAAAAAUAUAAAGGUCUAGUGUUAGGUUUGAUGGGAAACUUUGAUGGAAACAAAACGAACGACUUCAUUCUCCCAAAUGGCACGGUUUUAACGGAUAAUGCAACUAAAACUGAGAGGGACAUCUUUUACAAAUUUGGACAUCUUUGGUCUGUCAGUGAAAAAUCUACUCUAUUCCACUAUGAUGACGGAUUAACAUACAAGAAUUUUUCACACCCUGAAUUUGUGCCACUGUUCACUGACGAAGUGGAUAAAAACCGCAUCAAGGAAGCAAAGGAGAAAUGUGGGCCCAACCCCUCUAAAGCUUGUAUCUCAGAUUAUCUUGCAACAGGAGACAUUAAGUUGGCCGAAUCUUCUGGACAUAAAGAGCAGGAUUCAAAGUCAGAUGUCGCAGUCAUCGAAAAUGAAAGUCCUCAGAUAUAUGGAAAUACCACAGUAUAUGUUGUUGUCAACAAAGAAGUGGAAAUGAGGUUCAAUGCUUCAGAUGAUGGUAAAGAAAACCCAGUGUAUAGAGUUUUAAAACAACCAGACAAUUUCAUUUUUGAUAAUGAAGCAGGAAUAGCAAGAUGGACACCUAAAAAUGCUAGCCUUUCUGAAAUCAGUAUUAUUGCUGUAGACAAUCAGGGCGCACAGUCCCCCUCUCUCGAUAUUUCCAUCAAAUUGUGUACUGGUUGUAGUGACCACGGGAUUUGUGAUUACGUCAAUGUUAUUCCUACCAAUGAUGACCGAUUUCACCUGGCAGCCUGCACCUGUAACAUCGGAUAUUCCGGAGAUGAUUGCGAGAUUGAGACAGACGCCUGUCAACAGAGUCCCUGUCCUCUGGGUAGGGACUGUACUGACCUGUCCCCUGAGGAAGAGGUCAGACUGGGCCGCGGAUACAACUGUUCCGAAUGCCCCAAUGGAUAUAAAGAUGUCGACAAUAAAUGUGAAGAUAUUGAUGAGUGUAUAUCGACUAGAAGUAAUCCUUGUGAUGCUACCAAAGAAACUUGUGAAAACACAGACGGCAGUUACAUUUGCAACUGUUUAAAAGGAUACAGAAAACUGGAUGAUACUUGCAAUGAUAUAAAUGAGUGCAUAGAAGGAACCUCAGGAUGUCAACAAAUUUGUAAAAAUACUCCGGGGUCAUUUAGUUGUUUGUGUCAUCCAGGAUUCAGUCUAAAUGAAGAUAAAUCUACUUGUGAUAAAACAGGUGAUGAUCUCUGUAGAGAUUUUGAGAAGGAAUGUGAGUAUGCUUGCAGCACUAUAGACGGAACCACCCAGUGUAUAUGUCCAUCUGGAUACCAGCUCACAAAUAAUGAGAUAAACUGCACAUAUAUUGAUGAAUGUGCACUAGAUACUUCUCCUUGCGAUCAAGAAUGCCUGAACAUGAACGGGUCAUUUCAAUGUGCCUGCCGUCCUGGUUAUAAUCUAGGCGCUGAUAAAACUUCCUGCUCGGUGUGUGAGCUACCAAACUUCGGUGACAAUUGUAACCAGGUGUGUGAGUGCGGUCCAGGUGUAGACAGAUGUGACCCUGUUAAAGGAUGUGUCUGUCUCCCGGGAUGGACCGGGAAAAACUGCAGUGUGGACAUUGAUGAAUGCCAACUAAAACCAACUAUAUGUGGUAGCAAUAAACUCUGCAAGAACACUGAUGGUUCUUACCGAUGUGAUUGUGAUAAGGGUUUCCAGGUGAAUGAUGAUAUGUGUAAAGAUAUUAAUGAGUGUGACGAUGCAUCACUGAACGACUGUCCGGUGGACACUACACAGUGUACGAACACGUUCGGUAACUAUACCUGUGAAUGUAAGGAAGGAUAUCAAAGAGGGAAAUCUGUCUGUGAAGACAUUGAUGAAUGCAAGACUCCUAUUCACGGAUGCUCCCAGAAAUGUGAAAACGCCGAUGGUGGAUACAGUUGCCUGUGCUUCUUCGGAUUUACACUUAAGGAUGACCGAAAAACGUGUGAAAAGACUCGAGAUUCUUGUUCCUUGUUUCCGGAAUUAAACUGUUCCUACGGUUGUAAACAAGUCGCACAUGACGAUCAGGGUGGGAUUUGUUUUUGUGAGACAGGAUACAAACUUGCAGAGGACGGCAAAACAUGCAAAGACAUUGACGAAUGUGGUGAAGACAGUGGCACUUGCGAACAUAAUUGUACAAAUGAAAAUGGGUCCUUUACCUGUGGUUGCGCCAUUGGUUACUCAUUACAAAAUGACGGGAGAUCCUGUAAAGAGUGUAGUCAGUAUUUCUACGGUGAGAACUGUGAGAUACCGUGUAAAUGUGGACGAGGUGCCAGUGGUUGUCAUCAUGUGAAUGGUUGUGUCUGUAAGCCCGGAUGGAGAGGUGAAACAUGUGAAGUGGAUAUCGACGAUUGUAAAAGUAACCCGUGUGAUGGGGAUCACUUGAUCUGUCUAAACACCCCCGGAUCAUUCCGGUGUCAAUGCAUCACAGGGUUCCAGAAUUCCACUGGCAUCUGCCAAGAUAUCGACGAAUGUCAGGAUCCUCUAGCUUGUCACCAGAAAUGUACAAACUUCGACGGAAAUUACACCUGCAGCUGUAAAGAUGGAUAUGAACUUAUAAAUACGAAGGAUUGUAGAGAUAUAGAUGAAUGUAAAACUGCAGAGUGUCACCAAUGUUCCAAUCGACCGGGAGGCUUUACAUGUUCAUGUUACGAAGGCUAUCGACUGAACUCAACGACACAAGACAAGUGUUAUAAUAUUGAUGAAUGCGUGGAAAAUAUUGACAACUGUUCCCAAAAUGCCAACUGCACUGAUACUGUUGGAAGUUUUAAUUGCAACUGUUUCAGGGGAUUUAAGGGCGAUGGAUACGACUGUACAGCUUGUAAAGACUUUACCUUUGGGGAACAGUGUUCUGACAGAUGCACGUGUGAUGUCAACAACACCGAAGAAUGCGAUGCUGUAUCCGGUAAAUGUCGAUGUAAGAUCGGAUGGAGGGGGACUAAUUGUUCGGAGGAUGUGGAUGAGUGCAAGAACACAACCAAGUGUAACACUAACUUACAUCAGAUAUGUGUCAAUACACCAGGUUCCUCCAAUUGUGAAUGUCGUUAUGGCGGGCUAAACCUUUCUAACUGUGUUCGUCCAACGUCGCCACACAAACCAAAUAAAACUGACGUUAAAGUACGGAUCGAAAUCAGAUUCGAUUUUAACAUACCUAAGAAGGAAUUUCUACAAGACAGUGAAAAAUGGCGUGCAGAAUUCGAAAAUUCGCUGGCAAAAUUCUACAAAAAGAGUGUUGGAAGAUUUUCCGCAGUAUUUGUCCUGUCUAUUCGCUUUGGGAGUAUUAUUACUGAUGUAGAAAUUCAUGGAACCAAAACCGAUACGAACGAUCUACAAAAAGGUGUGGCUCUCAGUGGAACGAAAAUGGUUAUAGGUAAAACAAAACUUUCUGUUGGUGACCGCAACGUAAAUGUACUAGAAAUUGUACGAAAGCACGACAAUGGAACAUAUGGGACACCUGUAACAACUGAGUCCUCACCAUGUGCUUUGUUUGAAAUUUUAAAUGCUUGUAUGUCUGGGGAGAAAUGCCACUCUUCUGCGGGCAUACCAAAAUGUGUAAAAGAGAAAUCCGAAUUGUCAGAUUGGUGGACAUUAAUUGUCGUCCUGGGAGUGAGCAUACCUUUAUUGAUAACAGCCAUCGUUCUGAUCAUUAUAUGCAGAUGCUACCAACAGAGUCCCAAGAGGAAAGAAAUUAAAAAGGAACUAGACAACGCUGACAUUAGACAGCGAAUGGCUGGAGAGUUUAAGGGAAAGGACUCGUAUUCACAGCACACUACGAAAUAUAACCAAAGAGAAUACCAAGAAUUGCGUGAUGUUUCCUUUCCAAAGAAAUCAGUAAAUGGGAAAAGGGAGGAAGGUUGUAGUAAUCCGAAUUACACAUGGGAUUCCCUCCACGAGAAACUUCAACAAAACGAACAGUUUAACAUCAAACGCCCCACAUUCAACCCCAACACAAAACACCAAUAUUGAUUGGACAGAAGAUCAAAUGUGAAGAUGUCGGAUACUGAGUGACGAAAAAUGACAUUUAUAACAUGUAUGAUUUGCCUUUGUUGUUUAACUUUUAUAGAUGCAGGUAUGUUUUAUUCAGCAUGUAAGCAAGAUGCAUAAUGUCUUGCAUUGCCUGUUAAAAAAAUUGCAAAAUAAUAAUAAUAUUAAUUAAUGAUAUAUUUAACAUUGCUGAUGAAUGCUUUUAGUUGCUUGAGAAAUGAACAUUCAUUAUGUCAAUCAAAAUUCAGUGGCAUAUAUAGAUUGCUGAUAAGUUUAUAAGUCAAUUUAAGUAAUGAAAUUUUUUAAAAAAUAACCGAGGUGUUUUUGUUUUAUAUUUCAUCGUAAUUCAUUUACACAGACAUGUAUCUAGAGGGUUUUCUAUAAUCAUUAUAGUAGCAUAUCAUAUGCAAUAUUGGUUACAUUUUUCUCAUUUAUUAUCAAAAUAUUCAUAAUUUUCUUUUGAUUUAUUAGAACGAAUCUUUAUUUAAAUGACGAAGCGAUAUAAUUUGCUCAUUAAAAGUCUUUUGAAA
Messenger RNA from Ostrea edulis (European flat oyster), 8324 nucleotides. RefSeq lists its product as uncharacterized. Gene Ontology annotation, molecular function: protein binding; calcium ion binding. Lineage: Eukaryota; Metazoa; Mollusca; Bivalvia; Ostreida; Ostreidae. The record is from RefSeq and is a predicted model, not a curated record. Gene Ontology annotation, biological process: cell-matrix adhesion. The transcript is spliced from 47 exons. The coding region runs from base 43 to 7776 and encodes 2577 amino acids.